UGAAAUGCCUUCACCUAGAGGAGUAACACUACCAGAAUCAUCUAGUCCCCAGCAUUACAAGUCUUUUGAAAAAAGUUGUAUUCUUCUCUGCCCCAACAACUAUAUUCAGACUGAAAAACCUGAUGGAAAUUUGACUUGUGAACCAUGUUCUAAAGAAAAUGACUGUAGGAGAGAGUGUAAUGGUGGUGUUGUGAACAAUAUUGCUUCAGCACAACAAUUGAAAUAUUGCACACAUAUACUUCAGAGCCUGGAGAUAAAAAUUAUUGGAGCAAUAAAUAUUGUGAAAGAACUUGAGGAAAAUUUGGCAAUGAUUCAAGAAAUAAAUGGAUAUUUGAAAAUAGUUAGAUCGUAUCCAUUAGUAUCAUUAAAUUUUUUAAAGAGCCUAAAAAAAAUUAGAGGAUCUUCUUUAGAUAAUGGAAGGUACUCACUUGUGGUUAUGGACAAUGCAAACUUACAAGAUUUAUGGGAUUGGAAAAAACAUGGACCUAUAGAGAUCGGCAAUGGUAGUUUAUCAUUUCAUUUUAAUCCCAAGUUAUGCAAAGAUAAGAUUGAUGAAUUGAGAAAUAUGAGCAAAACGCCUCUUGAAAUCGAUCAGAAUUCAAACGGAGAUAGAGUUCCUUGUAACGUAAAACGCUUAAACGUAACUAUUGCUGCCAUAUCUCAGAAGGCUGUUUUAAUAAAAUGGGAACCAUUUCCAUAUCCAGAUCAACGUGUACUUCUAGGCUAUGUGGUAUCGCGCAUGAAGGCUCGGUAUCGAAAUGUUACAGUAUACGAUGGUCGCGAUGCUUGUGGUGGUGAUGGAUGGAUUGUCGAAGACGUAGCUAAUCAGCCUCAAGCAAGUGAAUUUCUUCACAUAUUUACACAUCUCGAAUCCUACACUCAAUAUGCUUUCUACGUUAAGACGUACACUAUAGCUUCAGCUGUAGAAGGUGGCCAAAGUCCGGUUCUUUAUUUUACAACCUUACCCGAUCAGCCAAGCCCACCUCAAAAAAUGACGGUACAUUCAAACUCAAGUUCUGAAAUUGUUGUCAAAUGGGAACCUCCAAUAACACCGAAUGGAAACGUAACUCAUUACAUUAUCGAUGUUAAAUAUCAACCUGAUGUCAACGACAGAAAUUAUUGCAAAGACGCUAUAAAAGUGGCAGAUAUUAAGCCGAUAGUAAAAGAAGAAAUAUUUCCCGCAAGUUCAGAUAACACUUGCAAUUGUUCAAGCAACGAAAUUGAGAACAAGCCUAAAAUAAUCGGGCAGGCUGAAGCUGAUAAUAGCAUCUCAUUUGAAGACCAAUUGCAGAAUCAAGUCUAUAUAAAAUAUGAGAAGCCAAAUCCGGAUCGAUAUAAACGAAUGAUUUUGGAUUCGGAUGUUCAAUUGGCUAAAGAAAGAUAUUCUGAAGAAUCGCAGAGAAACUAUAUGAUAGAAUCAAAUGCAACAUCGAGUGCAAAUCCAAAUACAAGUAUUCAUCCACAAAUCAAAACGAACGGCACUUCGUUUGUGAUAAAAAAUUUGAAGCACUAUGCUCUGUAUAGCAUAAGUCUGCGCGCAUGCCGGGAAAGAGUAGCUGCAGAUAAGGAUAAUAAACUUUGCAGUGAAAGCAAAAUGAGAAAUGAAAGAACUCUCAAGCUCGAGGGUUCUGAUGAUAUAACUGUAUUUCGCGCACAAGUUAUUUCUACAAAUCAAAGUCUGGGCGAAGUAGUAGCUUCAUGGGAAGAACCCAAAGAGCCUAAUGGUCUAAUAUAUAUGUACCAAAUAGAGUAUAACCGAGUGGAUUUAAUUGAUGCAAAACCUGUUCCAAUAUGCGUGACACAGCAAGAUUUUAUAGACAGGAAUCGUAUGUAUGCAAUUAAGAAUUUAACUCCAGGAAAUUAUAGCAUUCGUGUAAUGGCCGUCUCAAAAGCUGGAAAUGGAAAAUAUUCCGAAAUGAAAUACUUUUUGAUAAUGGAACCAUCUACUGGCCUAACUUCUGGCGAAAUUGUUGGAUAUACUUUUCUUGCACUACUUCUUUCAUUUAUAUUAUCCAUUUUGGCAUAUUUUGUGCACAGAAAGUAUUUUUCUCCGCCUAGCAUUAAGUUAAUCACUUCUGUUAAUCCUGAAUAUGUCAGUAUGCAGUACCAACCUGAUGAAUGGGAAGUUCCCCGAGAGAAAAUAAAAUUGAUAAGGGAAUUGGGUCAAGGCUCUUUUGGAAUGGUGUACGAGGGUAUAGCUUGCGAUUUAGUACAAGGCAACAGUGAAAUCAAAUGUGCGAUUAAAACUGUGAAUGAGCACGCCACGGAUCGCGAGCGCAUUGAGUUUUUGAACGAGGCAUCUGUCAUGAAAGCGUUUGAUACUGCCCAUGUGGUACGCCUGCUUGGAGUUGUUUCCCGUGGUCAGCCUACUUUAGUGGUUAUGGAAUUGAUGGCCAAUGGUGAUCUCAAAAGCUAUCUUCGCUCUCAUCGUCCAGAUAGUGAUGUGUAUGAUCCGGAGAUUUGCGUACAACCACCAACACUUAAGAGAAUUUUACAGAUGGCUAUUGAAAUAGCUGAUGGAAUGGCAUAUCUUUCAGCAAAAAAAUUUGUGCAUCGAGAUUUAGCAGCUAGGAAUUGCAUGGUUUCAGAAAACCUAACUGUAAAGAUUGGAGAUUUUGGUAUGACGCGAGAUAUUUAUGAAACAGAUUAUUAUAGGAAGGGUACCAAAGGUCUUCUGCCUGUGCGCUGGAUGGCACCUGAAUCAUUAAAAGAUGGUGUUUUCACAAGCAGUUCCGAUGUUUGGAGCUAUGGUGUUGUGUUGUGGGAAAUGGCUACAUUAGCUUCUCAACCAUAUCAGGGAUUGUCAAAUGAUCAAGUUUUACGUUACGUGAUUGAUGGCGGUGUUAUGGAAAGACCCGAAAAUUGUCCAGACCAGUUAUAUGAGCUGAUGCGCCUUACUUGGCAGCACAAACCAUCAGCAAGACCAUCUUUCUUUGAACUUGAGACUUUGUUGCAUGCAGAUGCCAAUCCUGAGUUUAAGAAGAUUUCAUUUUACCAUUCUCCUCAAGGUCAAGAAGCGCUGAUAAAUAUGCAAAAUACAAUUUUAGUCAAUGACGAUCCAUCCACGCCUUUGCAUCACACCGAAGAUGAUGAAUUUCAGUCCGAGUUUGAUGUAAAGAAAACAGGCCAACAAAUGCCAAAACCUGAUCUAAUGGAGAGACUUCUCUCGAGACAUGAAAUGGAUACAACAUUCAGCUUAGAUCAAAAGGUAGGUUCAUAUCAGGACAGUAUGAGUUACAUAGGUUCUACACCAGGCACAUCAUAUGGACAUCGGGAUAGGGAAUUCUCUGAAGAUGCUGGUAGUUUAUUUGGGUCUCGAAGUCCUGCUUUCUAUUCCAUAACGAACAAAAGUAAUGCAGUGUCUCCUGAGCGGCGGCGUAAAGAUUCUGAGGAAGAAGAAACGCAAUUCUCGACAACGGCCCCCAUGUUGCUUUCAAAUGCUAAUGGAUAUAUCAUGGGAGCAAUAACUUCUAAAAAUGGUACUGCCAAUAUCAAAACUGCAGAUCGUUAAUUCUAUUUUAUUUAAUUAAAAAAUCUUUCAUUUAAAAAUAAAUGAAUUCAAUAAGCAUCAAA
Messenger RNA from Ctenocephalides felis (cat flea), 3573 nucleotides. Its product is annotated as insulin-like receptor. Gene Ontology annotation, molecular function: ATP binding; insulin receptor activity; insulin receptor substrate binding. The transcript is spliced from 18 exons. Lineage: Eukaryota; Metazoa; Arthropoda; Insecta; Siphonaptera; Pulicidae. Gene Ontology annotation, biological process: multicellular organism development; protein phosphorylation; glucose homeostasis. Gene Ontology annotation, cellular component: insulin receptor complex; axon; membrane. The record is from RefSeq and is a predicted model, not a curated record. The coding region runs from base 5 to 3511 and encodes 1168 amino acids.